Camelina sativa (false flax) is the source of this 1655-nucleotide messenger RNA. The record is from RefSeq and is a predicted model, not a curated record. Lineage: Eukaryota; Viridiplantae; Streptophyta; Magnoliopsida; Brassicales; Brassicaceae.
ACUACAUGCUCAGUAAAUUUCUGGUUUUUGGUUCUGUGCUCAGCUAAACAGUGAAGGCCAUGUGAAUGCUCCUAUCACUUCUGACAGGAUGCCUCGUCUUUGGGGCUAAGUGUGUGAUCAAGGCUACGUUGUUGUUUGUGCGCAGGUUCCCAUCACUGGUACCCAAAAGACUAUAGGAUAUGCAUAGGUCUUGUGGUAGUCGUGGCGAGCGAGAAGAAUCAUGAGAAGUACAAGAUUGGCUGAUUGAAGAGAAAGAGGCUGUUGAAUAAUUGGAUGGACUAAAUGAGAUAAUUGCGUUGAACUUAACCAGUCUGUCUUCAAAGGUGACGCCGAACGAUUACUGGUGAAAAGCGCAUGGUGAAACGUGGCGACUCGGAGUUGCAUCUAUGAAAUGUAUCUUGGUCCAGUGUCUCGUCUUAUCUACUUCUACGAGGCUUCUGAACCGAGAAGAGGAUCUUAAUAUGGAAAAUACUAAAGCAACAGAGAGAUUCUCAGAUAAAAUUUGUUUUUUGCUAUUGGACAGCGAUGCGACAUGGCUGGCGAAUCUGUCAGAGAUGAUUCGCAAAUCCGGAUAUGAAGUUGUGGCUACUACAAGAGCUGAUGAUUUGCCGCUUUUCAUCAAUAACAAAGAUAAAAAGAUUGAUCUUGUACUGGCAGAGCUCCGCUUGAUUGAGAUAAAUAAGUACGAACUUCUUGAUAAAAUCAGGUUGAUUUGUGAGAUUCCGGUUGUUGUUUUGGGUGCAUGUGUGAAAGACGAUUCCAUUGUAGAAUGUCGGCGCAGAGGUGCCGAAUUACGUCUGGCGAAGCCGCUCGUGGAACACUGCUUAGAAAUUCUGUGCCAGUUUACAGUCAGGAGACUUGAUGAUGAGCUUAAGAAAAGUAACAAGAACAAUGAAGCUAUAACAAAGAAGCCAGAACUGGGAUGUCCAGAAAUGCAGAAUGAGUUCAGAGAAACAGAUGAUGAACUUAACCAAGGUAAAUACAGAAAGAAAAGAGCCGAUAGAGACACUGGAGAACAGACAGAAAAGGAUUGUUGCGUUGAUUUAGGACAACAGAAGAAGGUAAAGCUCAUUUGCGCAGAUGACUUACAAAAGAAAACUUUACAAGCUGUCCCAAAUAUAGAGAUAAAGAAAAUUGGAGAAGGUAGUGAGAAAAAGAAGCCAGAACCGGUUUGUAUGGAGGAAGAACUAGAAACGUUGUCCACUCAACCUGUUACCGAUUCUGUUGCUUAUGGGGAAUAUGAAUUCCAAGAGCGAGAUUUUCAUCCUUUGGAGAGCGUUGAGGAGUCUCAGGGGCCUCAUGAAAUCACAUUGAGUCCGCGGGAGUCCUCAAACAAGAAUGUUGCUGUUCAGCUACAAGUGCAGGCACAUGAAGCGUUAGAUGAAGAACUGAUGCAGGAUGGAAUCAGCCUCUCUGACCUCGAAUUGGAUCUGGAGGAGGGACAGGGUUCAGAUCAGGAGCAAACCUUAAGUUAUGAAGAUCCGCAUUGCUCUGCGGCUGUCUCGUGAACAAUGCUUAUGAGAUAUUCGUUUGUGAUUUAUAGUAAGUGUGGUUUCUUGAAAAUUCCAAUAAACUCCUAUGGUUGCUAGAUGUUCAAAACAUUGAUCGAGUCUCUGGAAUGACAAGUUAACGGCACAAACUAGAAACCUUUCUUC